Molecule: messenger RNA, 1720 nt
Organism: Solenopsis invicta (red fire ant)
Lineage: Eukaryota; Metazoa; Arthropoda; Insecta; Hymenoptera; Formicidae
Product: acylphosphatase-2
Exons: 3
Coding region: 1108-1452 (114 amino acids)
Molecular function (GO): acylphosphatase activity
Source: RefSeq, a predicted model, not a curated record
AUCGUUAGAGGCGAUCCUGUUCCAGAUUCGUUCCAGACUCGCUUCGCUAUUUGAAAGCUUCUCGUCGAGAUCGAAAGAUGCUUGGGAUUGCUCGUCGUUGAUAAUUCGGACGAAUCGUCUCGAUAGUGUUACAGAAUUUAGUAUCGGGAGCGAGACCCUGAAUAACAAUGGCGACAGAUUCGCGUUGGAGCAGGAUCGUUCCAAGUAGAAUGUAACUUCCCUCGUAUCCCGUGCACCCCGUAGUUUUCAUUCUUGUGCUUGGCAAUUAUUACGUCAUAGCGUACUAAUAACUAAUUAGCUGCGUGUGUGGGACGUAAUGAUGGGACAAUAGGCGGCAGUCACGAUGGGAAGUGCUUAGUUCGACGAUAAAUGCUUUCGCCCCUCUGGCCUACAUUUAAUGUUUCCACAAUGAACAACUCUUUUGUGUGGCCAGCGUGAGGAGGAGGAGGAAAAAGAGGAGAAGGAGGAAGAGGAGGAGGGAGGAGAGCCACAUUGACGUGCCAUUGGUUAUUCUUUCCUUCCUUGGAUUUAUGUUUCAAUGUUUUCGUAUUGUAAUAACUUGCAUUCCGUGUCACUGUUAUCGUAGAUGAUAUUUCGAGCGUAUAGUGCUCUCUCCCUUUUUCUCCUUCUCUUUACAUUCCUGUAAAAAAAUAAUUUUUAAACAUGUUCUCUCGCGCGACGUACACGAUACACGCGACCAUGUGACGAGUUGCGUAUCGAACGUGAAGAAAUAUUUCCCUUUCUUUCAUUUCGCGUUUAAACAGCCAGAGUUUCAAAAGGAUCAGACCUGCACGUCGAUCGGUUUUCGAUCGAUCGCGUUUAAAUCAAUGUCAAUGUGGUGGGGUGAUCUAUUUGGGGAGGCGCGGCGCGGCGCGGCGCGACAAGAACCAGCCAGCGAGAUGAGUCGUGGCCAGAAAAAGCGAAGGUGAAGCAUCUCUAGAACGAAAACGACCACUGUCCAAUAGCGAAUUCUGUCCACUCUGUCCACGGACAGAUUAAUUUGUCAUUCGCGCGGUCUAUCUCAACCUCUGACAUUCGACGACGAGUCUUGAACAAGACAAAUAUCGACGCAAACGAUUUUUCGUUUCAUUCAAUCUCGGGAACGGGAUGGCGGCGGCGGCGGCGGCGGCGGCGACAAUGGCGGCAGUGGAUCCCCUCUGCCAGGAACCAUUAGUGUCCGUCGAAUUCGAGGUUUUUGGAAAAGUGCAAGGUGUAUAUUUUCCCAAGUACGUGAGGGAUAUAUGCCUGCAAUUGAAAAUCUGUGGUUGGGUGAAAAAUAGUAAAACUGGCACGAUCCUCGGAAAGAUGCAAGGACCUCGGGCGCUCGUCGAUCAGAUGGCACAGUGGUUAACAUCGGUGGGCAGUCCAGGUAGUGAGAUACAUCAUUGCGAGUUUACAAAUUGGGAAACUGUUGCAAAGCAGCAAUAUCAAGGUUUUGUCAUUCGUUUCUAAGAGCACUUGUAUAACGCACUGUAUAUGUUUAAUGCAUUAAAUCCUAAUAUCGAUGCAAAUUAUUUGAUUCGCGUGAUAUGGCGCAUGGUAUAUGCUCAGAAAUUAUGGAGUUUGACCGGAUAACAUCCGGAGUGGUCAUGUGACACUUGUAUAAAAUAUGCAUCAGUGUCUUAUUUUAUUUUGACUUUAAUUAGAUUUUAUUUACGUACAAUUUGGUUCGGAUACGAUAUUUAAUGUAUUUUUAAUAAAUUAUCCCUUAUAAAAAUGA